AUGAGCCCCAAGCCGGUCCCGCCGCCGCCGCCCCAGUGUCCCGGCUGCGACUGCGGGGCGCCCUUCGCGCAGCGCUUGGAGAAGGGAGCCGAGGCCUUCCGCGCGGGCGAGUACGAGAUGGCAGCGGAGCUCUUCCGCUCCAUGCUGGCCGGGCUGGCGCAGCCUGACCGCGGCCUGUGCCUGCGGCUGGGGGACGCGCUGGCCCGCGCGGGCCGUCUCCCCGAGGCGCUGGGUGCGUUCCGUGGCGCCGCGCGGCUCGGGGCGCUGCGGCCCGAGGAGCUGGGGGAGCUGGCGGGCGGCCUCGCGCGCGUCCUCGGCCAGCGCCAGUGGCGACUGCCGGCCGCAAUGCCGGGCCGCGCCUCCGAGGCGCCCAGCGAGGAGCAGCGGGCCUCGGCGGCCGCUGCGCCGCGGGACUUGCUCGGCUGCCCGCGCUGCCAGCGCCUGCUGCACAGGCCGGUGACGCUGCCCUGCGGGCUCACGGUGUGCAAGCGCUGCGUGGAGCCCGGGCCGCCGCGGCCUCAAGCGCGGCGGGUCAAUGUGGUGCUGAGCGGCCUGCUGGAGAAGUGCUUCCCCGCCGAGUGCCGCGUGCGCAGGCUGGCCGGCCAGGCGCGGAGUCUGCAGCGCCAGCAACAGCUCGAGGCCGCGCUGCUCAGGUGCGACCAGGCCCUGGAGCUGGCUCCUGGUGAUAAUUCAUUAUUGCUGCUACGAGCAGAGUUACAUUUAACCAUGAAGAACUAUGAGCAGGCUUUGCAGGAUGCCAAUGCAGUUUGCCAUAAUGAACCUUUCUUGAUUAAGGGACAUCAUGUGAAAGCCCAGGCUCUUUCUGGAUUGGGAAGAAGUAAGGAAGUGUUGAAGGAAUUUCUCUAUUGCCUUGCUCUAAAUCCUGAGUGUAACUCAAUGAAGAAAGAAGUACAGAAGGUAAUAUGUGAGGUAUUUUUUCCAGCUUCAGAAAAUGUGCAUCAAAAUUUAAUGUCUUCCAUCCAAAGUAGAAUGUUGAACGCCAGACUAAAGGCUCAGUGUCACAGUCAUAUAAACACCCAGCCUCCUCUGGAAGAAGGUGAUAAUGCAGGGAGUUCUAAGAAUCCACCUGAGAAAUCUGAUGUAUGUAGGAAUACACAUUCUUCAGUUUUAUAUUUCAUCCUGGGUCUACACUAUGAAGAAGAUAAAGAGGUGUUAGAAAGCUUCCUUCCGACAGCACCCAUCGCUGGUUUAAAGAGACACUUUCCAAAAGAUAUGGAGGGUUUGCAUGAUUCAAACACCCCUGGAAAAAUCCCCAAGACAGAUUCUUCACCUCAAAGGAGCAUGAACUCUAACAUAGGAGAAAAUCCGGAUCUCUCGAUAGAUGUAGCUGACUUUGAGUGUGCCCUUUGCAUGAGGUUGCUCUUUGAACCUGUCACCACACCAUGUGGGCACACAUUUUGCCUAAAAUGCCUUGAGCGCUGCCUUGACCAUGCUCCACAUUGUCCAUUGUGCAAAGAAAAACUUUCAGAAUUGUUGGCCAGCAGAAAUUUUAAAGUAACUAUUCUGGCUGAAGAGUUAAUAUUUCGAUAUUUGUCAGAUGAGUUGUCUGAUAGGAAGAGAAUUUAUGACGAAGAAAUGACAGAACUGUCACAUCUUACCAGAGAUGUGCCCAUCUUUGUGUGUGCUAUGGCCUUUCCCACUGUCCCUUGUCCACUCCACGUUUUUGAGCCCCGCUAUCGGCUUAUGAUAAGAAGAUGCAUGGAAACUGGCACCAAACGGUUUGGCAUGUGUUUAUCUGCUGAGCAUGCAGGGAUAUCUGAGUAUGGCUGCAUGCUGGAGAUCAAGGAUGUCAGAACUUUUCCGGAUGGAAGUUCAGUUGUUGAUGCAAUUGGAGUUAGUCGGUUCAGAGUUUUAAGCCACCGUCACAGAGAUGGCUAUAACACAGCAGAUAUUGAAUAUCUUGAAGAUGAGAAGGUGGAAGGUCCAGAGUAUGAAGAACUUACUACUCUUCAUGAUUCAGUUUAUCAACAGUCUAUUUCCUGGUUUACUGCACUUCAGGAUCACAUGAAAGAACAAAUUUUAAGUCAUUUUGGGAUAAUGCCAGACAGGGAAGCUGAGCCUCAGAGUAAUCCUAGUGGUCCUGCUUGGUCCUGGUGGAUCCUGGCAGUGUUGCCAUUGGAACGCAAGGCUCAGUUGGCUAUACUUGGCAUGACUUCUCUUAAAGAGCGUCUGCUAGCCAUUAGGCGCAUAUUAGUCAUCAUCACACGUAAGAUGAAUAGUCGGCAAGAGCAGGUUAAUAGAGAGAGAAAUAACUGACUUUCUCUGUCAAGGUUUCUGCACUUCUAUGAGGAGAUCCAGGCAUGGAUGAGUGGUAUCAAUCAUCACAGUUUGUAAAAUGCUUGUUGAUAAGGUUAUAGUGGAACACUUACCAAACAUUUACUUAAAAGUCUGUGCCUAGUGGAAUCUUGACUCUGUACAAGAUUAGUCUGAAGUUUGAAUGGAGUCCGUGGUUGGAAAACAAACUCAGAAAAGCUCUUUGAAGCUUUCUCAUGUGCAGUUCAUGGAUAGCUUGGUUAUUACACAUGAUUACAUGUGGCUUAGGUUUCACAAGAAAGAAGAAUUCCUUUUCCAAUGAAGUAUUUUUCUCUGUCAUAUGGGAACAGCAUAUUUCAGUGACUAGACAGCGAGGAAGUGGGGGGAACCAUGUUUUACUCUGGAAGCAGAUUUCUCAGGGCACAGGCUAACUAAAAAUGUGCUUAGGCUUUGUGUGUCACUGUGAAAUUGUCUGUGAAAUGGAGGACUCAAAUCAUUGUUGAGUGCAGGAACUGAAAUUAGCCCUUAACCAAGUAGUAGCUACCGGAUAGAACUGUGUUUUGUGUCCUGCUUUAGUUCAGGUGUUGUAAGUUGCAUGUUGUAAUCAAGUGAAUAUAAAGAUACAGAAAGGUGUACCCUGGUUAUAGAAAAAUCUGAGAUUAGUAGUUGAUUUGAGUGAAAGUGAAUUGAAACUCUACAUACUUUGGAUGGCAAACAUACAAUCAAACCUUGUGCAAGGAACCCUUGAAAUCAUAAAUCUCUCAUUGCUUCAAUGAAUAUUAUGCAUUUAGAAAAUAGUCAUUUUUUGACUAGGAUUUGCAUUUGAAGUUAAACUCACCAGUAAAUUUGAAUUCACUUCCAUCUACUAAUAUAUACAGACAUUAGGAAAUGGGAAUCUAUUCUAGGAAAAUCUGUUCCCAUUAUGAAAUGGGAAUCUAUUCUAGGAAAACAUACCAAGAGAAUAUUCAGGGAUGGGAGGCUGUUCUGUGAUGUAAAUAUUCAUGAAAAUUUUGUCAAACACCAACCUAAAAAUUAUCUUUGUUUAUUUCAAGAAGUUUUACAAUGAUCAGACCAGGUAUUAUCUAUUAAAGAACAUAUGUGUAACUUUUACCUUCAAUGCAUUUUUGUAAUAUUAAUUGAAAUAAUCAUUUGAACCUGAGAUACUGAAAUAAUCAUUUAAUCACUGGCCUAUCCAGCUGGUGCAUUUAGUUGGUCUCUUGGUCUGUGAGGGUUAGGGGGGAUGAUGAAAACCAGACUGAAGAGAGAAUCACAGCUGAAAGUUUUGCUGUAUUCAUUCAAGGUGUAUAUGUUUUUUGAGUUUUAAAAGAAAGAUAUAUUUCAUAUCAAAUGUUGGUGGUUUAUUGAUUUAUUAAGCAUUUUAUUAGAAAGACUAUAUAUAUUUUUAAUUGUAGGAUUUAUUAAUACCUACAACUCAUUUUCAUCAUGGGAGGUAGAAAAUACUAUACUUAUAUAAUUUAUAUUGAGAAAAUUUGAAAGUGUUUUGCAGUCAUGUUUCCAGCGCCUCACUUGUGAAUCUCAGAUAUCAUUUUGAACAUGUUUAAGGGCAGUUUGAUUAAGUAUUGCUAAAAUUAUUUAUGCACUAACAAUAUUAUUCAGCUUUCUUAGGUGUUAUAACCUAACUUGAUAUUUAAAAAAAAAAAAAAACUGCAUCUAGUGUGCCAGAGAGCUUUAUUAAAAAUGGUUCAUGAAAUUGUCUAUUCAUUGAUCACUCUCUUUCUCUGUUAGAAAAUAUUUUCCUACAUACAAAGCGUAUCUGAAUAGCUUUCAUUGCUUUGCUUUUUGGUGGUGUUUGAAUAAUCAAAAUAUGAUCAUAAUUUUUUCGGGAACCUUCCUGAAGUUAAGUUUCUGUGCUCAGAGUUUUAGGCUUUUUGCCCUAACAAUUGGAAGCUUAUUGCCUUUUCAGCCUUGCUUUUCAAAUGUCAUUACUUACACAGUUCUUUAACCAGAAUGAUUAAGUUAUCUUUUUCUGAUUUUAUCUGCCUUGUUGUGAAUCAUCUUUUUACUUUGAUUCUUCUUGUGUAAAAGCCUUUACAACAAUAAUGGUGUAUACUAGAGCCCCAAGGUUUUUUGACUCCAAAGGAAAUUGACCAUGAUCACUUCUUGACAAGUCCAGCAUCAUACUUCCGAAUAGGGCAAAGCAGGAGUAGAUUUGUAUUUCCUGAGCUCUUGUAUUAUAUUCCUUAUCAAGAAAUCAAAUCAAUGUCUCAAUUCAUAUUAUGAAGGAAUCUUCCCUUUAAAAACUUAAAAAGAAAGAAACACAAACUCCAGUUUGCUACAAAUUGAUAUAAGCCGUGUCAGUCCUUUUUCUCCUCCCUGCUGGCCCCUCAAUUUUUUCUGUCAUGGAGAUGAAAUUUCCAAGGACUUCUCAGAAAAUAAUGUAACUUCUGAUUGUAAUGUAAUAACUGUAACUCCCUCAAGGGUAGGUCAUCCUUGUUUAAUUUUACUGAAAAUAUUCCAACACUAAUGCUCUAGUGACUUCAGAAUACAGAAGCUACUUAGAAUAAUAACAGUGUGGGGGAAUAUUUUGUCUUCUUUAAAUACAAUAUUUAAAGUACAAUACACUCUUAGCAAUUUUCCAUUCAUUCAUUUGACUGAGUUUUUUGACUCAUAAUUCCAUCUGUGUCUUGAUAUUCUGCAACUGGUAUUCUGGUAGGUAGUAUUCUAAAAGCCAUGAAAUUUUUAGGGUAUUGAAAUUUUUAGGUAUAUACUCCUUGUCUUCAUAACUGAACGUUAGAAUAGUUCUUAAAGUUCCAAAUAAAAGAAGUUUAAAACUUUGUUUUAUUCAUAUAACCUCAGUAAUUUUAAAUCUUAUUUUAAUUCUAGUAUAAAUCUAAUUUUAAAUUCAUGUACCAAAUUUUGGAAUGUUAUCCCACUUUUAUGACCACAAAGGUAUCCUUUCUGUUAGAUCCUACCCAAAACAAAAUAAACACCAAGGCUGUUUAGAAAGUUACACUUCAGCUCUUAUCAUAAAUCCAGUCCCACCACAAGACCUUUGAAUCAUUAAGGAGCAAAAUUAUAAAUGGUAGAAUUACCGUGAAAUAUUAUACCAUCACUUUGUCAUAAAAUUACUUGAAAAUUGCAAAUUGUUAGAGUCAGUGUACUUCACCGCCUAAUCUAGCUAUAUUACACAGCAGCCAUUAUAAUUUUUAAGUUGCUUUUCCAAGGCGCUCCUCUCUUUCCCCUCCCUCCUUUCUUCGUGUUUUCACCCACUACUUCAAUUAUUUGAGUUAGUAGUCUUCUAUAAAUUUUAGAUGAUUUCCAACAAAUGAUAAAAAAGAAAAGUGAAAAAUGGAGGAGAAAGAUAACAAUGAAUUAUAAAGAAAGUAAAUGUGGGUGAUGUCCUUUUGUAUUAAAGCACAAGGUUCUGUUUUUACCAAAUAUGCCUGUGGCAUAUAAAAAGAAAUGUUUCCAUUUCCUUGCUUGCAAUUGGUUUGUUCAGAUUUUCUAUUUUUUCCUUAUUUAGUUUUGGAUGAUUGUAUAAUCUAAGAAUUUGUCCAUCUCAUCUAGAUUGUUGAACUUGUUUGCAUAUAAAUGUUCGUAGUAAUCUCUUAUUACACUCUGGAUUUCUACUCUAUUUGUUGUAAUGUCUCCUCUUUCAUUUUUGAUCCUAUUUGUUUUUCAAAGUCAUUGUUUUUUCCCUACUUCACUGAUACUGAGCAUGUUCCUAAGACAAAAAAAAAAACACACAGCAAAAGGAGGAAAAAAAACCCACAAAAAACUACUUUAUUCAUGGACCAUGAGGAUGACAGGA
Messenger RNA from Talpa occidentalis (Iberian mole), 6046 nucleotides. It is a transcript of the gene LONRF2, whose product is annotated as LON peptidase N-terminal domain and ring finger 2. Bases 1 to 2277 code for a protein of 758 amino acids. Gene Ontology annotation, molecular function: protein binding. The record is from RefSeq and is a predicted model, not a curated record. The transcript has 12 exons. NCBI's taxonomy places the organism in Eukaryota, Metazoa, Chordata, Mammalia, Eulipotyphla, Talpidae.